GGCACAUUUCCGACGUCAAUGACGUCGUCGGACUACGUCCCCAGACCCCUUGACCACACCAGCGUCAUAAAGUUCGACAGGGGUAAACAGGAGAGCUACUGCCGUGUGGUCAUCCUGGAUGACAGCCUGUUUGAAGACGAGGAGACGUUCACCGUGCUACUCUCUGACCCGGUGGGCGGGAAGCUGGGAAAAAUAAGCAGCAUCCAGAUCAUCAUAGAACCC
Molecule: messenger RNA, 222 nt
Organism: Lymnaea stagnalis (great pond snail)
Lineage: Eukaryota; Metazoa; Mollusca; Gastropoda; Lymnaeidae
Source: the annotation of a GenBank genome assembly